Molecule: messenger RNA, 2614 nt
Organism: Carassius auratus (goldfish)
Lineage: Eukaryota; Metazoa; Chordata; Actinopteri; Cypriniformes; Cyprinidae
Exons: 11
Coding region: 902-2206 (434 amino acids)
Source: RefSeq, a predicted model, not a curated record
UUGACUCUUGAUUCCAUGAUAAGGUACGGUUUAGGAAAUUACAUUUAAAUUACUUUGAAACUCUGAAGCGAUAGAGUAGCCUAAUAGGCUAUAUGUAAAAUUAUUUUAUGCACUUAGGUGAAAAUUGUUUACAUUUCUUUGAUUUAUGCACAAUUGAGACAUGCAUAAACCAAAAAUAAUUCCUUUUGUAAAACUUACUUGGCAAUAAAUAUCUUUCUGAUUCUGAUUAGGUUUUAAAAUAGAUAUUUAAUUCAUGGUAUGAACAAUUUAGCUGAAUAAAUUGAUGAAGUUAGACUUUUCACUAAUGCCUGGCUACAUCAGUGAACAGUGAAAGACAUCUGCAACAUGGCCAAAAUCUUGGGUAGGUCUAUACUUUAUAAUUUUUUAUUAAUUUGCAACCAUGGUAAUAGCCUAUCAUAAACAGGAAAAUCUCUGUUUUGACCUGAUCAGAAGGAUAAACUAAAAUCUAAAAGCUCCUCUGGUUUCACAGCUGCACUGGCAGAUUUAUGAAAUAUUUAGAAAUAUUUCGUCUUUCUGCCAUUCCAGGAAAUGUCAUUUUAUGUCUUUCAUUUUUUUCCAACCUCGAUUUUUUUUUUUUUUUUGACUUUUUACAUGUAUAAGGGAUUAAUUUGCAAUUGCGACCUGUACAAAUGUUUAAGACAGUAAAACACUUAAAAAAAUGUAAACACAUUAUAAAUGUUAGAAAGUAUAGGUUUUCACCAUUGCUGUGUUCAGGAUUUUUUUUUGGGCGGAGCUAAAACGGUGGCUCGAUGACGCACUGGAGCCACUGAGCUCCUGGCCCCUCCCCAAACAACAUAACUAGAGCACACAUUCGCGUCAGUUCGCCGUUCAAUCGCGAGUUUCUGUGGACUACCAUCGUUUAAAAUGUUGGCAAGAGGCGAUGAGAUAUUUGGUGCGCUUCCAAACAGGUUCUAGCGUUGAAACGACGGACGAUGACAAGAAGAGAAAGAGAAAGAGAAUCUCAAAUUCCAAGUACAGACCCCAGGCCUCUUCUGAUGAAGAGGAGUCUAGUCUUCCAGAUGCACCAGCAGUGCUGUCGUUUGGACAACCUCUUUUGAGCUUUGAAAACAUUGUUCCUGGUAACAAGGUUUCAGUGCUGCCCGAUGCUCCAGAAGUUGCAUCGAUUCCAGAAAACCAGGAAAAUGUUGUGCCAUCUGUAGACUUCAGAGGUGAACCAGGUUUCUCCCCAGAAAUUCAGACUCCACUUCACAGAGCCAAGAGUUUGAGUACAAGACACUUGACUGGUUACUCGCCGCAGCAGUUUCUGGAUGAAAGGUGUCGAGCUCGUCAAGUACUAAGCUUUACACCCCCAGCAGCAAAUUUACCCUGGCAGCAUAUGGGUGAAAACGCUGGAGGAGAAAGUCAUCGCUCUGUAAUUGGCCCUUGGACUCCCCUGGCAUCUCGUGUACAGCAUGAAGUUUUCAGCUAUGAAGAUUUCCAGAGACUCCAGAAUGAAAAACAAGCCGUGAUGGAGGAGAACCAAGCCCUUAGGGAGGAGAACCAAGCCCUGAGGGAGGAGAACCAAGCUCUGAGGGAGGAGAACCAAGCUCUGAGGGAAAGCACUGCACGAGCAGCUUCGGAUGACAGCGGCUCACUUCAAGAGCAGGUGAAGCAAGUUGGGACAAUGUUGAAGACGUUUGCUCGCACUGGGCAAUCAGGUGCAGAUCAGACCUUAAUGCUGAGACGUCUUGGAGAGUUUGGCGAUGUUGUGCGUAGCAUGGACAACAAAAUGGACACUAUGCUGCAACAUUUCAGUGCCAAUGUGUCUGUUGGAGAGUUAUCCCUGCCAGGGGAUCUGUUACUCCCCCUAGACACCCAGGAAGAUUUGGCGUUGCUUGACAACAGUUUGAGGCAGGAUAAAGAGCUCCAGGAACGAUUUCUUCGGUUUUUGGCAAUCAAAUGUGGGAGGGACCUAAAGACAACCGUCUGGCGGAUGCUUCAAAGUAUCUUCUCUAAUCACCUUUCCAUCAAUACAACCUGGACUGGAGUUGGGGAUAAAGAAUGUGUUAGAGACAUGUUCCUGAAGACCAUUGUUCAAAGAGCCAUCCGGAAGAACCCGGCAACACAGGAUGCCACUGAUGAAGCCAUCCAGGUUAACGUUACGCGUUACCUGAAAGGAGCAUCUGACCGUGAAGGCGGAAAAAGGCGCCGCACAGCUGAGAGGGACCCACAGCCGACCCCUUAAACCUAGGCUGACUACUGACAUCCCAGCAUCACUGACAACUGGAACCCUUUCUUUAUCCUGCAGUCAGUAACAUCAAGACCCCUAAAGAAGCCAGAAGUGUCAGACUGCACUCCCCAAUCCACACUGUUCACUGUGGAUAUUAUCAUAGUGCUUAACUUAUUAUAUUGUUAAAUAUAGCUUGUAAAUCCUUGUGCCACAGGUCAGCAUUGCAGUUAUAUCUGUUCUACUACUUUUUUUACCUCAGUAUUUUUUAUAUAUAUUUGAAGAUGUUUAUCACAGAUACAAGAGACAUCUUGUACCCCAGGUCAGCAAUGCCAUUAUAAUGGUCUAUUCUACUCCAGAGCUUUAUUCUAAAUUAUUACCACUUAUCUUAUUGUUAGAAAUGGCUUGUAAAUGUGAUGUUAUACC